Mus musculus (house mouse) is the source of this 3026-nucleotide messenger RNA. RefSeq names its product discoidin, CUB and LCCL domain containing 1 (gene Dcbld1). The record is from RefSeq and is marked validated. The transcript is spliced from 11 exons. Lineage: Eukaryota; Metazoa; Chordata; Mammalia; Rodentia; Muridae. Gene Ontology annotation, cellular component: membrane. The coding region runs from base 133 to 1644 and encodes 503 amino acids.
GCCCAGAGGGAUCUGUGCCGUGUGCCCGCGCCGCGCCGGGCCGGGCCGCGAAGGAGGCUGCCCUAGGCGGGCAGCGGCAGUGUAGAGCCGGGCCGGGAGGCCGAUCCUGCGGGUCUGGAGUCCGGCGGGACCAUGGGGACCGGGGCUGGUGGGCCGAGUGUCCUGGCGCUGCUGUUCGCCGUGUGUGCUCCGCUCCGGUUGCAGGCGGAGGAGCUGGGUGAUGGCUGUGGGCACAUAGUGACCUCUCAGGACAGUGGCACAAUGACAUCUAAGAAUUAUCCAGGGACUUACCCCAAUUACACUGUGUGUGAAAAGAUCAUCACAGUCCCAAAGGGGAAGAGACUUAUUCUGAGGUUGGGAGAUUUGAACAUUGAGUCCAAGACCUGCGCUUCUGACUAUCUCCUCUUCAGCAGUGCAACAGAUCAGUAUGGUCCAUAUUGUGGGAGUUGGGCUGUUCCCAAAGAACUCCGGCUGAACUCAAACGAAGUGACUGUCCUCUUCAAGAGUGGAUCUCACAUUUCUGGCCGGGGCUUUCUGCUGACCUACGCCAGCAGUGACCAUCCAGAUUUAAUAACCUGUUUGGAACGAGGCAGCCAUUAUUUCGAGGAAAAAUACAGCAAAUUCUGCCCAGCUGGCUGUAGAGACAUAGCAGGAGAUAUUUCUGGGAAUACAAAAGAUGGUUACAGAGAUACCUCUUUAUUGUGCAAAGCUGCCAUCCACGCAGGGAUCAUCACAGAUGAACUAGGUGGCCACAUCAACUUGCUUCAGAGCAAAGGGAUAAGUCACUAUGAAGGACUCCUGGCCAAUGGCGUGCUCUCCCGGCAUGGUUCUUUGUCGGAAAAGCGAUUUCUUUUUACAACCCCAGGAAUGAAUAUUACAACUGUGGCGAUUCCAUCAGUGAUCUUCAUCGCCCUCCUUCUGACUGGAAUGGGGAUCUUUGCAAUCUGUAGAAAGAGGAAAAAGAAAGGAAAUCCAUAUGUGUCAGCUGACGCUCAGAAAACAGGCUGUUGGAAGCAGAUUAAAUAUCCCUUUGCCAGGCAUCAGUCGACGGAAUUUACCAUCAGCUAUGACAAUGAAAAAGAGAUGACACAAAAGUUGGAUCUCAUCACUAGUGAUAUGGCAGAUUAUCAGCAGCCUCUCAUGAUUGGCACAGGCACAGUCGCGAGAAAGGGCUCUACCUUCCGACCCAUGGACACAGACACUGAGGAGGUCAGAGUGAACACUGAGGCCAGCGGCCACUAUGACUGUCCUCACCGCCCGGGCCGCCAUGAGUACGCACUGCCUUUGACGCACUCAGAACCUGAGUAUGCCACACCUAUCGUGGAGCGGCACCUGCUGCGAGCUCACACCUUCUCCACACAGAGCGGCUACCGAGUCCCUGGGCCCAGGCCCACUCACAAACACUCCCAUUCCUCUGGAGGCUUUCCUCCUGCUACAGGAGCCACCCAGGUUGAAAGCUAUCAGAGGCCAGCAAGCCCCAAGCCUGUGGGUGGUGGCUAUGACAAGCCUGCUGCUAGCAGCUUCUUGGACAGCAGAGACCCAGCCUCUCAGUCACAGAUGACUUCCGGGGGAGAUGAUGGUUAUUCGGCACCCAGAAACGGUCUUGCGCCCCUCAACCAGACGGCCAUGACUGCUCUUUUGUGAACCCAAUGUGAAAGAAACCUGCUGUGGUACUGAGCGCGCACCGCUGCGAGUCACUGGAAGAAAUGUGCAAGCGUGCAUGUGUGACUCUUCAGGAUCCUAGAGACGACCUCACUUACUGUUUACAGAACUGUGCAGCUGGUUUAGUUCCAACCCUUCCUGCAGAGCCAGUUGGUUUCUGUUGUGCUAGAACAAGGGGACUUUUCUCAUUUGUCUUAACUGUGAUGCUGUGCUGUAAAAUGUGCAAUUUGUACAGUUAUAUUUAACACGAAUUAACAUUACGAAGUUUGCGGUGUUUGUUUUCUACACAGGGCUUAAGGAGAAAACACGGGAUUUGUAUAGCGGUAGCCUGUGUUUCUCAGUGUAUUUGAUUAUCUGACGCUGUAAGCAGCAGGUCUGUUUAAAAACCUCGUUGGUUGUUGUGGCUCUUUCCUUUUUGAUAAAGUAAAAGCAUUUUUACCGCUUUGUCUCCUGGAAGAAAUGAAAUUACUUGAAACAUGUAAAGCACUCCAGGAUAGGUGAUUGCUAGCAAUGGUGGCCCAUUUAUGCAAGCAAACAUCUGACUUUAGCAGCUGCAGCCUGCUUUCUUAGACUUUCCUUGAGAGGUAGGGCAGCCUAGUGUCCUGGGGCCUGCGUGGAUCCCAGCUGCAUCCUGAGGGACCACCUUCUCUAAGGAAAGGGCUUAGCCUACUGCACAGUGUUCCUAAGUAAAUCUGCCUUUCCAGGGUGCUGAGAUUCAAGGCUAGCCACACUGUUCAUCCGCACCUUGUAAUGAAGGAGGCACAGGGCUUGUAGCUCAAGGCAGGAAUAUCAAAUAUUUCUAAACCUCAGAUUAAAAAUAAAGCUGAGCCCAGAAGCCCUACUUCUUACAACUUUCUCCAGAGAUAAUGCAUGUGGGUGACUUCCACUAUCCCUGGAAAACAAAUGUCGGGUCAUAUGGCUUCGCGCAUGCGCAGAAGCAGAGCUUUUCUAGUGGCGCGCUAGUAACUGUCCUGGUGAUGUAAAAAGCAGUUUUCUUUUUCCCCUGCAUACGUGCUUAUACUCAUAGAGUAGCCCAUGUCUCGGCUGUACCUCAUGUUUUGUGUUGUUUUUCCCUGAGUUUUACUUUGUGAAUGAACUGGGGAGUUAACCUCUUUUUGCCAAAGAGGAGAAAGUAUGUGUCUUGUUUAUUGAAAGAAAACAUGGACCAAAAACAAACAAAAAAUCCUUUCCUUGCAAAUUGUAUUAUAAUCCUAUUUGUGUGAAUUCUAUCGAUGUUAAAGUAGGGUGCUGAGAGCUCAUGGCAUAGGGUCUGCUGGUUAUAGUGGAGGUUAAACCAUUUACCUUACGGAGUUUACAAGAUUGUGUAUGUGUACUAAUUGUAAUAAACUAUGCCAAAUCAGAGA